Molecule: messenger RNA, 525 nt
Organism: Nymphaea colorata (pocket water lily)
Lineage: Eukaryota; Viridiplantae; Streptophyta; Magnoliopsida; Nymphaeales; Nymphaeaceae
Product: stigma-specific STIG1-like protein 3
Exons: 1
Coding region: 1-525 (174 amino acids)
Source: RefSeq, a predicted model, not a curated record
AUGGCCGCACCAUGGUUACUCCAAACAGCAGCAGUCAUCGGCGCUCUCAUUUUGCUGGUCGCAUCCACGACACUCCCAGUAGUAGCCGAAGAACACGAGGAACCAGAAGAAGGUGAAGUUGGUGCCAGUGAGGACCCUACCGCCGAGGUGGAGCCUUACUCCGGUGACCUGCCGUCGCUCAGAAUCCGCCGGUACCUGGCCAGGUCCUGGAAGCCGCAUACGUGCGACAAAAAACCGAAGAUCUGCAAACUGAAGGGGAGCCCUGGCCCUGACUGCUGCAAAAAGAAGUGCGUGGAUUGGAAGACCGAUCGCUUCAACUGCGGCAACUGCGGGAGGAGGUGCAGGUUCACGGAGACGUGCUGCAAGGGAAGGUGCGUGAAUCUGGCGUUCGAUAGAGAGAACUGCGGGAGAUGCGGGAACAAUUGCCGUAAGGGGUCCUACUGUAUCUACGGCAUGUGUGGCUAUACCCUUAGUGCUUGCAGCUGUGUUGUUUACGAAGCACUGCUGCAAGAACCAACUUCUUGA